UUCACUCCGCUUGUUAUCCCUUAUUCGCCUUUCAUUUGUUUUCUCCUUCACUCGGACGUUUACCAUGCGUACCAAGUCUUGCGUGAAAACAAAGUUCCAGCGGUGAAUAUAAUUAACUUCGCCUACGACGAUAUCGCAAACAAUCCUAACAAUCCGUUUAAAGGCAAAGUUUUCCACGACUACGAGCACGAAGUUAUCUACAAGGGUGUGGUCACUGACUACCGCGGAAAUCUCGAUGCCGGAGAGUUCAACAAAAUCCUCAUCUACCUGCACACAAACAAAAUGUACAAUCAAAUGGUGCUUUACAUGGAUGCUUGCUACUCUGGUUCUACGUUCCAAAAUAUCCUUCCAUCAGAUGUGGGUAGACGUGUUGCUCAUGCGUAUUGCGAACUAUAUGGAUGCCUUUCAGCAACCAGGGAUAUCAAAGAGACCAUCGAAAGACUGGGUGUCAUCGAUAACCUGAUAUUGCAGAAGGGAAUUAAGGAUUCCAUGAAGAGUUUCAAUACUGUUGGUUUACUUCGCCUUCCAGAAUGGCGUCCACUUGACCCUCCAUUUGCUUGGCUAGAGACAUCGAAUGACAUGGCGACCCAGCAUUUCCAAGGAAGUUCAUGCUUUCACGCGCAGAAUGAUCUGAAAAAGCGUACACCGGUGCAACAGUACGAGGUGGUGCAAACGUGGGCAAAAUUUAGUUACGUAAUUAGACACGGUGACAAGCCGAAUGUUGCAGGUAAGAAACCGUCGUUUCAAACGAAUUGUUUUGGAAUGUCUCGGCGGUUGAUGGAGGCCACGACCGAGGAAGAAUACGAAACCGCUUGGCGGAAACUGUAUCGUGCAUUUCAGCGUGCCCACAACUUCAAGGAUUCGUUUCGGGGCAUAGUCAUGGAUGUGACAACCCACAAUAAGCCAACGGUAAUGGGCUCGUCCAAGCAUGUUGAGCUCACGUGUUUCAAGGCGGUAUUCAUGCAAAUUCAGACGCACUGCUUUAAAUUUCAG
Opisthorchis viverrini is the source of this 993-nucleotide messenger RNA. RefSeq lists its product as hypothetical. The record is from RefSeq and is a predicted model, not a curated record. Gene Ontology annotation, molecular function: cysteine-type endopeptidase activity. The annotation marks the transcript as partial. Gene Ontology annotation, biological process: vacuolar protein processing. NCBI's taxonomy places the organism in Eukaryota, Metazoa, Platyhelminthes, Trematoda, Opisthorchiida, Opisthorchiidae. The transcript is spliced from 8 exons.